Messenger RNA from Serinus canaria (Common canary), 2237 nucleotides. RefSeq names its product frizzled related protein (gene FRZB). Lineage: Eukaryota; Metazoa; Chordata; Aves; Passeriformes; Fringillidae. Gene Ontology annotation, biological process: non-canonical Wnt signaling pathway; canonical Wnt signaling pathway. Gene Ontology annotation, molecular function: Wnt-protein binding. The record is from RefSeq and is a predicted model, not a curated record. Gene Ontology annotation, cellular component: cytoplasm. The transcript has 7 exons. Bases 6 to 1037 code for a protein of 343 amino acids.
GCGGCAUGUGGCGGGGGCUGCCGGUGCUGGCCCUGGCCGGGCUGCUGCUGCUGGGCCGGGCGCCGCCGGGCCGGGGGGCGGCCUGCGAGCCGGUGCGCAUCCCGCUGUGCAAGCCGCUGCCCUGGAACAUGACCAAGAUGCCGAACCACCUGCACCACAGCACGCAGGCCAACGCCGUGCUGGCCAUGGAGCAGUUCGAGGGGCUGCUGGGCACCAACUGUAGCCCCGACCUGCUGUUCUUCCUGUGCGCCAUGUACGCGCCCAUCUGCACCAUCGACUUCCAGCACGAGCCCAUCAAGCCCUGCAAGUCCGUCUGCGAGCGCGCCCGCGCCGGCUGCGAGCCCGUCCUGGUCCGCUACAGCCACGCCUGGCCCGACAGCCUGGCCUGCGACGAGCUGCCCGUCUACGACCGCGGGGUCUGCAUCUCCCCCGAGGCCAUCGUCACCGCCGAGGGCGCGGAUUUCCCUAUGGAUUCCAAUAAUGGCAACUGCAGAGGUGCUGCCAUGGAGCGCUGCAAGUGCAAGCCUGUGAAAGCCACCCAGAAGACCUACCUACGAAACAACUACAACUAUGUCAUCCGGGCCAAGGUGAAGGAGGUGAAGACCAAAUGCCACGAUGUCACUGCAGUGGUGGAGGUGAAGGAGAUCCUGAAAUCUUCCCUGGUGAACAUCCCAAAGGACACUGUGAACCUCCACACCAACUCUGGCUGCCUGUGCCCACCCCUCAGUGCCAAUGAGGAGUACAUCAUCAUGGGCUACGAGGAUGAGGAGCGCUCCAGGUUACUCCUGGUGGAAGGCUCCAUAGCUGAGAAGUGGAAGGAACGUCUUGGCAAAAAGAUAAAGCGCUGGGACCAGAAGCUGCGGCCCCGCUCGGAGCCGGCUGUGACACCCAGGACAGCAGAGCUGGCAGUGACAUCGAGGGCAGGGGCAGCAGAGCUGGCAGUGACACCCAGGGCAGCAGAGCCGGCUGUGACACCAAGGGCCGGCUGUGACACCCAGGACAGCAGAGCUGGCAGUGACAUCGAGGGCCGGCUGUGACACCCAGGACAGCAGAGCUGGCAGUGACACCCAGGGCUGGCUGUGACACCGAGGGCAGGAGCAGCAGAGCUGGGAGUGACACUGAGGGCCAGCUGUGACACCCAGGGCCCCAGAGCUGCUGUGACACCCAGAGCUGCUGUGACACCCAGAGCUGCUGUGACACCCAGGGCUGCUGUGACACCCAGAGCUGCUGUGACACCCAGGGAUGCUGUGACACCCAGAGAUGCUGUGACACCCAGAGCUGCUGUGACACCCAGAGCUGCUGUGACACCCAGGGAUGCUGUGACACCCAGGGAUGCUGCCCUGCCCGGGACUGCCUGCCGAGGUUUCCUUCUUGGAGCAGCAAAGGAGAAAUUGCACUAUUGCACGUUAUAUUCUAUUGUUUACUACAAAGUCGUGUUUUAGCUCUUGUUAGGUUUUAUUCUCCCUCUUUGUUCUCCACCUUUUUCUUUUCGGAUAUGUGCAAGGUCUGGAAAUGUAUAUUUUUUUUGGUUUUUUUUUCUGUUGUUAAGAAAUGUAGAAGACUGCCCUUAUGAGAUGAAGGAAGACAAGGAUGUGUUCAAUUUAACUUUUUCUCUCCUGAAUCUUCUUUGGGAGAGAAUUCUGAUGCAAGCAGGAAUGAGAUCUGGCAAAGAUUAUUGCUUAAAGUCAUGCCUCACACUGGCUUUGCCUGUUGACUCUUUCUUGGUCACUGUUUGCUGAAACUUGCUCUCUUUUGGGUAGGUUGUUACCUGGCUUUAAGUGUAUAAUUUUUUAUUCUGAAAUAUAAUUCUGAAAUACGUAAUUUUAUUUUUUUUUUUGCUAAGAGAACUGUUUGAAUCAGCACAGCUCUGUUAAGUUUUCUUACAGAUAAACCACUUGCACAAGGCAGAGUCUAACUUUAAAUAUUUCCUGCAACAAACACAAUGUGCAUGUACCCAGGGAACUGGGUUUUCCAGUGCUUUGGGCCUUGAAGGAAAUAUUAUCUAGUUCUGUAACCAUAAUUUAUAACUAAAUUUAUGCUUCUUCUCUUAUAAUGGCAGUUUUUUUCCCCUUUUCUCAGCUGAGUUAUAGGAGUAGCCAGACCAGGCCUGCUUCUCAGCACAGGUCUGCAGUUUAGCCUUUUGUUUUUGUGGUGUUGUUCUUAAAUCCGUGCCUACAUAAACAAGUGUUCAAUGCUCAGUAACAUAUGUCAAAUAAAAGAAUUGUAGUUCCCAACCA